AUGAUGAAACCAAAAGUCCUUAGUAGUGCGGCUAAAAGGAAGAAAAAUAAAGAGCAAAAAGAAAUUAUUUUAAAAAAUGAAAAUAACCAUCUAGGACAUGGAGUUGAAUCAGAUAUUAUAUUGGACACUGAAUCAUCUGCUAUACAUGUGGCAAAUACUACACUUGAUUUGAAUUCAGAAUACCCUACUGAUAGAGGUAAAUUCUCUGACAACAUUACUGAUUCUAACUUAAAGAAACAAAUCAUCGCAUAUGGUCCAUGUAAGCCAACAAACAAAUAUCUUUUGAAAAAUGUCAGUUUAAAAAAUUCUGGUCGUUCUUUUUCAAUUGAUUAUUAUCACUUGACUACUAUAACUGGAAUGAAAAUUCCAAGGCAAUGGUUAUGUUUUUCAGUUAUAAUGAGUAAGGUAUACUGUGAAACUUGUUGGCUCUUUGCCAACAGAUUAAACGCAAAUUUCAAGUAUAACUGGAUUCAUGGUAUAUGUGACUGGCAAAAUUUGAAAAAACAAAUAUCGAUUGAAGCUCAAUUUUGGAAAGAUGUUUUGACCAGAUUAAUAAAAAUUAUUCUAAGUCUUACUGCUGGAAACUGUGCAUUAAGAGGAAAUGAAGGGAAAAAAAAUACUGAUUCAGAAGGAAAUUUUCUACGCACCGUUAAACUUAUUGCUGAAUAUGAUCCUGUAUUGAACAAGUUACUUUACAAUGAAGAGAUUAAAAUAAAAUAUCUUAGUUGGAAAAUACAGAAUGAGCUCAUAGAACUUUUGGCAUCAAAUGUUAAAAAAAUAAUCUGUGACGAGAUUCGAAAUGCUCAAUGCUUUACUAUAAUAAUGGACUCAACCCAAGAUAUCACAAAAGUAGACCAGGUUAGUUUAAUUAUAAGAUAUGUUAUAGUUGAUUAUGAAGAAAAAUCUUUUAAAAUAAUGGAAUCUUUUUUGGGAUUUUAUCCAUUAAUCAAGCAUGGUGCUGAAGAUCACGUUAAUUUAAUUUAUGAAAUAUUGAACAAUUGUAAAUUGGACAUAAAAAGAUGUAGAGGUCAAGGGUAUGAUGGGGCAUCAGUUAUGAGUGGUGCAUAUACUGGUGUCCAAAAAAGGAUUUCAGAUAUUGUACCAAGUGCUUCCUACAUUCAUUGCACAGCUCAUAACCUCAAUUUGGUUAUUUCUGAUAUUGCUAAAAGCUCUCAAAAAGUAGCUUUAUUCUUUGAUAUUGUACAAGAUAUAUUUCUGUUCUUUAGCAAGAGUGCACCUAGAUGGACAUCAUUGGCUUUUGGUAUUACAAUCACCACAAACCAAUCUUCACAAGGCAUGUGA
This is a messenger RNA of Melanaphis sacchari, 1302 nucleotides long. RefSeq names its product zinc finger MYM-type protein 1-like. NCBI's taxonomy places the organism in Eukaryota, Metazoa, Arthropoda, Insecta, Hemiptera, Aphididae. The coding region runs from base 1 to 1302 and encodes 433 amino acids. The transcript has 5 exons. The record is from RefSeq and is a predicted model, not a curated record.